Molecule: messenger RNA, 4212 nt
Organism: Thamnophis sirtalis
Lineage: Eukaryota; Metazoa; Chordata; Lepidosauria; Squamata; Natricidae
Source: RefSeq, a predicted model, not a curated record
AUGCAGCUCCCAGAGAAGAAAGUAUCUGAUGAGAUGACAUAUCUAAUACUUGAGGACAAUGUGGACAACGAUCCUUGCAAAUUUGCUCUCAUGAAUCGGGAAACAUCAGAACGGUUCAUAUUGCAGUCUGCCAAUCCUGAAAUCCAGCAAGCUUGGGUACUGGAUAUCAGUCAAGUACUUGACACACAGAGGGACUUCUUAAAUGGAUUGGGGCUGAUGAGUGAAAUUCUGCUUUUUCUGGAGAUCAUCUCUCUAUGGAUGUCCUCGGAGAAUUGUGAAUCAGGUGACAUUACCCUAAAGAUCUGCAACGUGAUGCCUCAGGACAGUGGCAUUUACACCUGCGUGGCCACAAAUGAACUUGGAACAGCAUCCACAUCAGCAACAAUCAAAGUACAAGACUCUGCAGCGGAUGGUGCUACCAUUACUUGGAAAGAGAAUUUUGAUUUUGCCUAUACAGAACUGAAUGAAAUUGGACGGGGGCGAUUUGCUGUCGUAAAGAAAUGUAUUCACAAAGCCACAAGGAAGGAUGUUGCAGUGAAGUUUGUCAAUAAAAAAAUGAAAAAGAAAGAGCAGGCAGCACAUGAAGCAGCCAUGUUGCAGCACCUACAACAUCCUCAGUAUAUCACCAUUCAUGACACUUAUGAGUCGCCAUCUUCCUAUAUCUUAGUUUUAGAACUGAUGGACGAUGGCCGCCUCUUGGAUUAUCUUAUGAAUCAUGAUGAACUGAUGGAGGAAAAAAUAGCUUUUUAUAUAAGAGAUACGAUGGAAGCUUUACAAUAUCUUCACAAUUGUCGAGUUGCUCAUCUGGAUAUAAAGCCAGAAAAUUUGCUGAUUGAUUUACGGAUCCCAGUGCCACGUGUUAAGUUAAUUGACCUUGAAGAUGCUGUUCAAAUCACAGGCCAUUACCAUGUCCAUCAUCUGCUUGGAAACCCGGAAUUUGCUGCUCCAGAAGUUCUCCAAGGGGCUCCAGUGUCCCUGGGCACAGAUAUCUGGAGUCUGGGAGUGCUCACCUACGUCAUGUUGAGUGGCGUUUCCCCCUUUCUGGAUGAAAGCAGGGAGGAGACAUGCAUCAAUGUGUGCCGAGUAGAUUUCAGCUUUCCCCACGAGUACUUUUGCGAUGUAAGCCAUGCUGCCAAAGAUUUCAUCCACGUGAUCCUUCAGGAAGAUUUCAGGAGGAGACCUACUGCUGCCACUUGCUUGCAACACCCGUGGCUGCAGUUUCACAAUGGCAGCUAUUCCAAAAUACCUCUGGAUACCUCACGCCUGGCGACUUUCAUUGAACGCCGCAAACACCAGUUUGAUGUGCGCCCUGUUCCCAACGUGAAGAGCUUCAUUAUGAGCAGAAUGAACCCAGGAACGUAACGCAAUACAACUGCGGUAACAAUGACGGAGCGCUACAGCGGGUGAAAAUGGAGAAAGCAGAUUCACUGCAACUUUUCCUCUGUGUACAGAGUAUUACAUUUGAUGUGAUUGUUGAGGAAAGUGUGUACUGUUUCAGCAGUUACAUUAUCUAAGUAGUUAGAAUUAGACGCUUUCUCAGGUUGCCUCAGCUGCAACGUCUUGAGGGGGAUUUGUUGUAAUUACAUGGUCAUGUUCAAUAAGAUGGCAUCAGUCAAAAACGGGAAUCAAAACACAGUUAUCUUAUUUCUGAAAGAUUUGAAGAUCUUCAACCAUCUGAAAGAUCUAGGCAGUUUUGCUAAUUAUAUGAAUAGUUGAGUGAUGUAUCUGAAAUUCAAUCAAAAAUUGGAAAAACAAAACUAAGUGACUAUUUAUAGUCAACAAUUCUUAAACUGGAGUGGAUAAAUAUUGGCUUCUGUGAAAAUUGCUAUCCUUGUGUUAAUUAAGGAUCAGAGCUUUCCUGUAAGGCAGAUUUCAUUAAUCUUGAACUAGAAUUAAGCUUGUGGUAAGUGUGCUAUACUUGAGAUUCACAGUAAUACUGAAGUGAUAGAUAAGUGGCAUUGAUCAAGAUAUCAGCAGAUCAUUGCCAAUAAGUCCUCUUGGGAUGCCACACUUUGUUUUGUUCAACAUUAACUUACUAGAAGGUAGCAGUGUGCUACUAACAAGAUGGUAAAGUAAUGGAGACAUCAAAAACAUUUAGAUGAAGCACAAAAAGGUGAUUUUUUUAAAAAUUAAAGUUUUAUAGCUCUUGUACAGAAAACUUUUGUUGAGAAAAAGCUAUCUUAAAAUAAGUGCUGUAUCUGUAAACUAGAUGUCAAAGACUUUUUCUAUUUGAAGAAUGUUUGUUGAAUCCUCAUAUUCUCUGUAACCUAAAAAGGAUUUUAUUUCCCUUCCACUUAUAAAAGUUGCUCAGUUGUGAAUUCAAGCCAAAGUUGGCCAAAGUGUGGUAAACAUAGUCGGUCCAUCAUUAUGCUUAUGGCUCUGAAAUUGGUCUUAGUACAUAAGGCUAAUAGUUUACUAUGACCGUAUGCAUUUACCUUCUUUGCUCCAUUUCUCAAAUAUGUUUUUUUUUUGUUUAAUCCCAAAGCAUAGUAUGAAGCAACUCAAUGAUAAUAUUAAAAAUCAUUGCAAUCAAUAUUACUUUCUGAUUAGCCAAGAGCCCACAGUGUGACAGCCCUUUAACAACCAUGUCAAAUUAAGUGUUUUUGAAAUAAUAGUUCCAGGCUGAAGUGUUCUUUCAUUAUCUUUGUAAAACCAUUCCAACACUGAACACCCCAAGAGUAUUUUAAUACAGUUAAUGAAUUAUUCAUGGCCUUGCUGUAUGACAUUCUUUAGAAGUCAAAUCAAUCAAAACAUCCAUCUGGUUUUCCCCACUCCUUUUCCCACUUCCCCAACAAUUAAUGUCCUGCAUGCCUUAGGGUAGGCUGAUUUAUUUAGUGAUUAUCAGCAGAUAUGAUGGUUGCUACUUCUUACAUGCAGAGAUAAUGGGCUCCUCUUGUUGGAUCACAAAGUGUCAAUGAUUUGAGGGUGUCCUUUCACUACUUGUGAUAUAAAAAGCUCCUGGUACAAUACUUUCAAGGCCAAAUGUAUUGUUUAGCUAAAAGAUAAAAUAAAUCUCAUCAUUCUGGGAAAAAGCAAGGAAUAAUUUAAGCUUUCAUCCUUGGCAAGACGAUACAGAUAACUGGUUUUCCAAAUAAAUGCAUAACUCCAUGACAAGCUGACAUUUGGUAACUAUUUGUAUUCUGUCAGUGGUGCCAGAGCACACAAGAUAGAGUACUCUUGUACAAUUGAAAGUUGGGGGUGGGGGAGGAAAAAAGAACUGGCAACAGUUCUUGCAAUUUUAUCAUGAAUACUGUGAAAGAGAAUUGUGGAAGACAGACUCAAUUCCUAAAGAAAAUGUGGGGCAAAGAUAAUACAGAGUGAGAUUUCUGUUCUGCAAUGAGCACUGCUACUUUUCUCCUUGUUCUUUUCCAGGAGUGAUUAAGUAUCAAUAUAUAUUUUUUUGGCUUAAAAGGAUUGGGCCUGGGGUCAAGAAUACCAAAACAGGAAGAACUCUAAAACUUUAGCAUGUUAGAUUUCAUGGGUUGGAUUAAUAUAUUUUUUUUAAUUGUACCAGCGGGAACCCACUCUUUAGUGGGUUCAAAGUCUCCUCUUUAUUUAAGGAAUUUAUAAAUUCAAACAAAGACCCUAUCAUCUAUUUCAGACAGAAGAAUCUCAGUCUAUUAACAUUUUGGACCAAGAUCCUAGUCCGAUCCCAUUUUAUCUAUUUUAUUUUUUAGAGAGCCUACUUCAUUUUUUUCAGACAUUGGGAAAUAAUAUGCCUUAAGAACCAAGAACACAUUCUCCAAAUGAAGAAAGGGAAAUUAGAAGGAUUAAAUUCCCAGGCACACAGGCCAUCUUGUCUGAACUGGCAGAAUAUUGGGGCUAUGAUAGCCUCCGUCCCAAAGGCAUUUGCAGUUUUUCUUGGAGAUUCCCUCUCUUGCAUCUUGUUUUACUUGGUGCAUGCUCUUUACAAUUAACAGAAAUAAUGGUUUUGUAAGACUCAUGUCAUGCUUAAUAAUAAUUCUAAAUCAAAUUAACAGGGCUAUUUCCCUAAUAUUUUCCCCUUUUCCUACCAAACUUCUCCAAACAAGUGCUGUAAAUGUUUUUCCCACUUUGCCUCACUAGAUAAGUAAUAAUCAAUACAGAAAAGCAGAACAAACAGUACAGAAAAUGAUGUUAGGAGGUGGGGCUAUUAAGUAUAUAUAUAGAGUGCCUUUGCUAGGAAAAAAAAGGCAAAGCCCUUUUUCUUUAAAUACAAGAUGUUCAUUUUUU